Molecule: messenger RNA, 1315 nt
Organism: Belonocnema kinseyi
Lineage: Eukaryota; Metazoa; Arthropoda; Insecta; Hymenoptera; Cynipidae
Product: mitochondrial 2-oxoglutarate/malate carrier protein-like
Exons: 6
Coding region: 140-1315 (391 amino acids)
Biological process (GO): succinate transmembrane transport; phosphate ion transmembrane transport; malate transmembrane transport
Molecular function (GO): nucleic acid binding; zinc ion binding; malate transmembrane transporter activity
Source: RefSeq, a predicted model, not a curated record
UAGCUAAAAUAUUACUAGAUUUCACUGAGUUCUUAGGUUAUGAAAGUGUUUAGAAAAAAACUUUGAAUCUCAAGGUAUGUGAAAGCCAAAUUAAGAAAAGAGUCUCUUUUUUAAAGAAUAUUUUCAUUAGAAUACUAAAAUGUCUGAUCAAUCAAAUGACGCAAAACCAAAAACCAUACCUCCAGUUAUAAAUUUUCUAAAUGCUGGAUUAGCUGGCAUGUGUGGAGUAUGUUGCGUUCAUCCAACCGAUGUUGUGAAAAAUAGAAUGCAAAUCAGCACACACAGAGUCACAAUUCGGCAAACAUUUCUUCAUAUUUUAAAAAACGAGAGGAUAAUUAAUUUUUAUGAUGGAUUGAGUGCUAGUCUUGUUAGACAGGCCACUUACACAACAACCAGAUUAGGCAUUUAUAAUCAGCUUCAAGAUAUUUGGAGAGAGAAGUAUACUAGCAAGCCCAGCUUUCUUGCUCUAUCUGGCAUGGCUGCUUUCGCUGGUGGUUCAGGAGCUUUUGUCGGGAAUCCAGCUGAUCUUGCACUAGUCAGAAUGUCCACUGAUGGUCGUCUACCUCCGGAUCAAAGAAGAAACUAUAAGAACGUUAUUGAUGCAUUUAUAAGAGUUUCUAAGGAAGAGGGAAUAACUAAUUUAUGGAGAGGAAGUGUCGCCACAAUAGGCAGAGCAGUUGUUGUCAAUAUUUCCCAAUUGGCAACUUAUAGCCAAACAAAAUACAUGCUUCAGUCAUCCUUUAACGUACCAGAAGGAGUUUUUUUGCAGUUUUACUCUGCAAUGGUAUCAGGAUUGAUCACUUCCAUCAAUUCAAUGCCAUUUGAUAUUGCAAAAACUAGUGACCUCGACACAACCUGCGACGUGGCGGAAGUGACGGAGGCUGUUAUGCAGCACUUUGGUGAGGUUGACGUUGGUCAUAUCAAGGUCAAUUUAACGAAGAGGGCCUUCAGGGGUAACCUGAAGGCCUAUAUUAAGUUAAGAGAGGAGUUGGCUGAACGACUCGCUCGUACAGGGCAUCUAAAAGUUGGUUGGAUGUCCUGUAGAGUGAGAAAGAAAACGGUGACUAUGCGCUGUUUCCGCUGCCAUGGAUUUGGUCACGUGGCGGCAAGGUGUGAGGGUCCUCACAGGACCAAAAUGUGUUGGACGUGUGGCUCAGAGGGACACAAGUCAGCGGAAUGCGUGAGCACUCCGCAGUGUUUCCUCUGUGCUGCACAUAGUGCGAAGCCCCGGACUGACCAUCGUCCGGGUACAAUGAGAUGUACGUCCUUCAGGGAGGCCACCCUAACACGGAAGCCUCCAGGAGGACGACAUUAA